AUGAUUCAAUUAGAUUCAGAUCGAAUAUAAAAAUGUAUUUCAUCUCGCUUACAGACGUUAGUCUUGUGUUGCAGUUACCCGUAGACGGACUUGAAAAUCAUAUCUAAGAUGUCUGGAAAAACUUUCGUCAUUAUUUGCUCUCUGCUUUUCGUGCAAUUGGCUUUUGCCAGAGAUGUUCCCGCAGCACAGGAAGCCGAAUUACCGUCUUUGGCUGAUUUACUUGCCAAGUCGGGUGAUUUGUUGAAGGAGGUCCAAGGUAAGGUAUUCGAAGCUGUUGGCGUACAGAACCAAGAUCAAUUUAACCAAUUCGUUGCUACUGAAACUAAGGCUUACGCCACCAAGUUGGAUGCCUUUGCCAAAGAUUUGAAGAAGACUGCUGAUGAAAACAUUGAGAAGAUCGGAGAAAGUGAUGCUGUCAAGCAAUUGCGUUCCCGUGUCGAUGAAGCUAUCAACAACCUCAAGAAGGAAAACCCAGAAGCUGCCAACAAUGUUGAUCAACUCACCAAGACUACCAAGAGUUUAAUCGAAGGAAUUAGCAACCUUGGAGACAGUGAAUCUGCCAAGGAAAUUAAGGAUAUUGGUAACCAAAUUUUGCAAACCACCGUUGAUGCAUUGAAAGAUGUCAACAACAAGAUUCAGGAAUCCACCAAGCACUAAUCAUUUUUGAACUCAAUAUAAUAAAAAAAUGUACACGUCA
Molecule: messenger RNA, 697 nt
Organism: Eupeodes corollae
Lineage: Eukaryota; Metazoa; Arthropoda; Insecta; Diptera; Syrphidae
Exons: 4
Coding region: 109-657 (182 amino acids)
Biological process (GO): lipid transport
Cellular component (GO): extracellular region
Molecular function (GO): lipid binding
Source: RefSeq, a predicted model, not a curated record